UGAUUGGGAUCAGUUUUGUGGGAACUCUGAAGCCGAUCGGUUUUGGAACACUUGCAGAGCUCUUGCUUUGAGUCAGACUCUUGCAUCUCUUGCUUGAAGGUUUUCGCGCUCUUGACUUUUGCCACCAUGCCUGGUCAUGUGAAACGAGGAGGAACAGGGGAGCCGGAUCCCGACCCCACCCCAUUCCUGUUCGUGUCCUUCGAGCAAAAACAGAAGGACAUGUCGAAGCCUUAUGAUCCUAAACGGUCCUGUUGGGUGUCCAUGAAGGAAGGGGGCUUCCAGGAAGGCAGCAUCGAGUCGGCUGAAGGCGACAAGGUCACCGUCCGAGUGGGCAAGGACGAGCGUAAGGUCCUCAAGAAGGACCAGGUCCAGCAGGUCAAUCCGCCCAAGUUCGAGCGGUGCGAGGAUAUGUCCAAUUUGACCUACUUGAACGACGCCUCGGUGUUGCACAACCUCAAGGCCCGUUACAUCUCGAAAUUGAUCUACACCUACUCUGGGCUGUUUUGCGUGGCCGUGAAUCCUUAUAAGCGCUUUCCCAUCUACACCGAGACGGCCAUUCGGAUGUACAUUAACAAAAGGCGGAACGAGAUGCCGCCUCAUAUUUUCGCCAUUGCGGAUGGGGCUUACCAAAGCAUGCUGACCCAAAACAAGAACCAAUCCAUUUUGAUCACUGGCGAAUCUGGUGCUGGAAAAACGGAGAAUACCAAAAAAGUGAUCGGGUAUUUUGCAUGCGUGGGAGCCACCGGCAAAUCCAUGGAAGGCAAAGCCUCGCUUGAGGACCGAAUUGUGCAAACCAACCCGAUUUUGGAGGCUUUUGGCAAUGCUAAAACCGUUCGAAAUGACAACAGCUCUCGAUUUGGAAAAUUCAUUCGCAUCCAUUUCAACCAAGCUGGAAAGCUUUCCGGCGCUGACAUGGAGGUGUACCUUUUGGAAAAGUCUCGGAUCACCUUCCAGCAACCAUUAGAACGUUGCUACCAUAUCUUCUACAACAUCAUGUCGGAUGCCGUUUCGGAUCUAAAAAAGACCUGUCUGUUGUCGAACAACAUCAAGGAUUACCAUUACGUUUCCCAAGGCAAGGUCUCGGUCGAGUCCAUUGAUGACAAGGAGGACAUGCAAUUCGCGGACGAGGCCUUCGAUAUCUUGGGCUUCACCAAGGAGGAAAAGUACAACGUGUACCGGGUCACCGCUGUGGUCAUGCAUUUGGGCGAAAUGAAAUUUAAGACCAAGAGCUCCAAAGACGACCAGGCCGUGGCUGAUGAGUCUGAGGCUGGAGGUCGGGUGGCCACACUCCUGGGUAUUGAUGCCGAUACUUUGUAUGAGAAUUUCUGCCGCCCCAAGAUCAAAGUGGGUUCCGAAUGGGUCACAAAAGGGCAAAACAUGGACCAGGCCCACAGUGCAGUGUCUGGGAUUGCCAGGGCCAUCUUCGAGCGUCAGUUCCGAUUUCUGGUCUCCAAGUGUAACGACACACUCGUGGAUCCCACAAUGAGGAAGAUCAGCUUUAUUGGUGUUUUGGACAUUGCGGGAUUUGAAAUCUUUGACUACAAUGGAUUCGAGCAGAUGUGCAUCAAUUUUUGCAACGAGAAGCUUCAACAAUUCUUCAAUCAUCACAUGUUUGUUUUGGAACAAGAGGAGUACAUGCGGGAAGGUAUUGAGUGGGCCAUGGUGGACUUUGGCAUGGAUUUGCAAAAGUGCAUUGACAUGUUCGAGAAGCCCAUGGGAUUACUUUCGAUUCUCGAGGAGGAAUCCUUGUUCCCAAAGGCCACAGACAAGACUUUUGAGGAGAAGCUUAUGGUGAACCAUCUCGGGAAAUCGCCGACCUUCCAGAAACCCAAACCCGGAGGACCGGAUAAGAAUGCCCACUUUGCAAUCGUUCAUUAUGCCGGUACUGUGGCAUACAACUUGACAAACUGGUUGGAGAAGAACAAAGAUCCCCUCAAUGACACCGUCGUGGAUCAAAUGAAGAAUGCCUCCAACAAGUUGAUCGUGGAAAUCUUCAGAGAACAUCCCGGCCAAUCGGGCGAUGGAGAAGACGCCAAGAGUUCCGGCGGAAAGAAGAAGAAAGGUGGAGGAAAAACUGUGUCGUCUUUCUAUAAAGAGCAGCUCAGCAACUUGAUGACCACUCUGCACGCUACGGAGCCUCAUUUUAUCCGCUGUGUGGUGCCCAAUACGCACAAACAGCCCGGAGAGAUUGACUCACCCUUGGUCAUGCAUCAGCUGACUUGCAACGGAGUAUUGGAGGGAAUUCGAAUCUGUCGCAAAGGGUUCCCAAAUCGAAUGGUCUAUUCGGAUUUCAAGGCCAGAUAUGCUUGCUUGAACGUGGAAGGGGUACAAAAGGCCAUGAUCCUUCCACCAGGAGCCACCAAUAUGGACGUGGAGAAACGGGAUAAGAACAUGGCCAAGUGCAUAAUUGACACGAUAGGACUCGAACCUGAGAAGUACAGACUCGGUUACACGAAGGUCUUUUUCCGUGCGGGAGUCCUGGGAAUGAUGGAAGAGAUCCGAGAAGAAAAGAUCUCCAAGAUCCUAAGCUGGCUCCAGGCCACAGCCCGAGGAAAACUGGCCAGAAUCGCCUAUAAAAAGCUGCAAGAACAAAAGUUGGCUUUGUAUUGUGUGCAAAGGACCAUUCGAAACUUCAUGGUGGGCAAAACCUGGUUGUGGUGGCAAUUGUGGCUUCUCAUCAAGCCCCAUUUGAGAAGUUCCAAAUUCGCGGAAAUCAAAGCCACGCUCGAGGAGAAACGCCAAGAGGCCGAGAAAAAGAUCGAAGGAGCCAAAGUCAACCGCCAAAAGGCCAAUGUUCUUAACCAACGGUUAAUGGCGGAAAAGGAUGAGCUGGAAGAGCAAUUGGCCAAGGGCGAUGAGGCCGUUCGUGAACUCGAAGAUAAGGCGAAAAAGAUGGAAAACGAGAAGAAAGAAGUGGAGAGACAAGCCAUGCAAAUUGCCCGCCAAUUGGCGGAAGAAGAAGAGGCGUGUCAAACCAUUGCUAAUGCUACCAAGAAAUUGGACAGUGAGGUGAAGAAGUUCCGCGAAGAGGUGCAAAACAUGGAGGAGAAGCUUUCGCAAGCGGAGGAAGACAAGGUGACUAAGGACUCUCAAAUCGGAGCCCUUCAAGAGGAACUCCAACAUCAGGAAGAACUGGUGGCCAAAUUGCAAAAGGAGAAGCGAUCUUUUGGCGAUUCCAGACAGAAGGUCGAAGAAGACCUGCAAGCUGCCGAGGACAAGGCCAACCACUUGAAUCGACUCAAGGUCAAGUUGGAACAAAAUUUGGACGAAAUGGAGGAUUCUGUGGAGCGAGAAAAAAAAAGUCGUAAUGACGUGGAGAAAGUCAAGCGGAAACUGGAAGGCGAUCUCCGCUGUACUCAGGAGACCUUGAGCGAUUUGGAACGGAAUAAGAACGAGGUCUCCCAAGUCAUUGCCCGAAAGGAUAAGGAGCUCCAAGCUUUGGCUGCCAAAAUCGAGGAUGAACAAGCUUUGGGUGGGAAGAUGCAUAAACAAACCAAAGAGCUAUCCAAUCGUUUGGAGGAAUUAGAAGAAGAGUUGGAGAUUGAGCGCAACAACCGUUCCAAGGCCGAAAAGACUCGACAAAUCCUCAGCCGAGAAUUGGAAGAGUUGGGCGAGAAGUUGGAGGAGUCUGGCAACGCCACUGCCGCCCAAAUCGAACUGAACCGAAAACGCGAAACCGAAUUGGCCAAGCUCAAGGACGACUAUGACAAUGGAGCACUUCAACACGAGACCGUGCUGGCGAAUUUGAGGCAGAAGCACAACGCCGUUAUCGCAGAUCUGGGAGAUCAAAUUGAUCAGAUUAACAAGGCCAAAUCCAAGGCCGAACAACAAAAGAAUGGCCUGAUCAUGGAGAUGAAUGACACCCGUAGAGCAGUGGAGGAGCUCACAAUGGACAAGGCCAACAUCGAGAAAAUGAACAAGUGUCUGCAGGGUGACAUUUCCGACGGAUCCAUGCGACUAGAGGACCUUCAACAAGCCUUGAAUGAUGCGGAUGGCCAGAAAAAGAGAUUGGCCAUCGAAAAGGACGACAUGGAAAAGCAGAUUGAGGACGCCGAGAAUCAGCUGAGGUCGCUCGGAAAACUCAAGACCUCAUUGAGCACCCAGUUGGAUGAUACUCGUCGAUUGGCUGAGGCGGAAGCACGUGACCGGGCCAAUCUUUUGGGCAAGUUCAGGAACUUGGAGGCGGAUUUGGAAAGCAUCCGUGAAAAGAUCGACCUCGAGAACGAGGCCAAAGCUGAGAUUCAAAAGGCCAUGGCCCGAGCCUCGGCUGAGGCCCAAGUUUGGAAGGGCAAAUUCACCACCGAGGCGUUGGCCAGGAUUGACGAUCUGGACAAUGCACGAGCUAAACUAUUGGCUCGCAUUGAGGAGGCCGAGGAAUGCAUUGAUGGACUGAAUUCAAAGGUGGGGACAACCGAGAAAUUGAAGAAUCGAUAUCAGAUCGAGCUCGAGGAUCUGCAAAUGGAAUUUGAACGGAUCAAUGGCCAAGUUGCAGUGGCGGAUAAAAAGCUGCGAACCUUUGAUAAGGUGGUUGGUGAGUGGAAGAUGAAAUGCGACGAUUUAUCCACGGAAUUGGACUCGUCUCACCGGGAAUGUCGGAAUCAAAGCUCGGAGUUGUUCCGUUUGAGAGCGGCAUGGGACGAAACCGUGGAACAAUUGGACACAGUCCGCAGGGAGAACAAGAACCUGGCUGAUGAAAUUAAGGAUCUCUUGGACCAAUUGGGCGAAGGUGGACGAUCCAUUCACGAAUUGGACAAGCAAAGAAAGCGGUUGCAGGUGGAAAAGGAUGAGCUUCAAGCCGCUUUGGAAGAGGCCGAAUCUGCUUUGGAACAAGAAGAGAACAAGGUGCUACGUGCUCAAUUGGAGGUGGGUCAAGUCCGCCAGGAGAUUGAGCGACGAUUGCAAGAGAAGGAGGAAGACUUUGAAAACACAAAGAAGAACUUCAUGCGUGCCAUCGACUCCAUGCAAGCCUCUCUUGAAGGCGAGGUGAAGGCCAAGGAAGAGGCCUUGAGGAUUAAAAAGAAAAUCGAGGCCGACAUCAAUGAAUUGGAAAUGGCCUUGGAUCAUUCGAACAAGGCUAACGCGGAAGAUAUCAAGCAGAUCAAGCGCCAUGCUGCCACAUUGUUAGAGGUGGACACGGCCUGCGAAGAAGAGGCUCGAGCUCGCUCGGAAUUGGAGGAUCAAGCAGGAAUUGCGGACAGAAAAGCCAAUGUCCUGACCUCUGAACUAGACGAAGCUCGCCUUCUUCUGGAUACUGCCGACCGUGCCCGUAGAAAUCUGGAGGGUGAUGUGGGCGAGACUCGCUCCAACAUUUCCGAGCUGACGAACGUCAAUUCCAUGCUGACCGUGGAGAAGCGCCGUUUGGAGGGAGAUCUCCGUGGAAUGCAGGCCGAAUUGGACAAUCUCAUGCUUCAGGUGAAGAAUGCCGAGGAGAAGGCCAGGAAGGCCAUGAUUGAUGCAGGACGCCUGGCUGAUGAAUUGCGCAAUGAGCAAGACCAUGGCAUGUCGGCCAACAAGGCUGCCAAAGCCCUUCAAAGCCAGUCCAUGGAGCUCCAAGCACGUUUGGAUGAGGUGGAAGAAAAUGCUAUUCGACAUGGAAAGAAGGUUUUGGCCAAAUUGGAAGAGCGGGUCAGGAACCUCGAGGAUGAGUUGGGAACCACUCAAAUUCGGUCAGGCGAAACCCAUAAGCACGCCAUUAAGGCCGAUCGACGCAUCAAAGAGAUGCAGUUUACAUCGGACGAAAACAGGAAGAACAUGGAUCAUAUGAGCGAUCUCGUCGACAAACUUCAGGGCAAGAUUCGAACAUACAAGAAACAGAUCGAGGAUGCCGAGGAGAUUGCGGCCUUGAAUCUGGCCAAGUUCCGAAAAGCUCAGCAACAAAUGGAGGAUGCCGAGGAGCGUACCCGCAAUGCUGAAGGUCAGAUUGACCGCCUCAGACACGAGAGAGGCGCUUCCAUGUUGCGUUGAUCAUGAAUUCUCCAACUUUGGAUCAAGCGAAUGUUUGAACUAACAAAAUAAAACUAAUCAGUGAGUGAACACAAAUAACGAAGUGACCUAAUCAGACUAAAACAUUGCCUGGCAUUCAACAAAAACCAGAACCUUCUCUUCCACAAGACUGAAGAAAGAGGGUUCGCUCCCGGAUAAAAGAAGAUAAUUAUGAAGCAAUCAUCGAAAAAAGGCCGUUUUCAUGCGAUCAGAGAUCAGACGAGCGGAGGAUAAACCCUUUUGAGCUUUUUUAUUCAGAACAUUUAUGAGAAAGACAGAACACCAAAGCAUUGUCGGCAGAUCAAACACAAAAUAUAGCUGUUCUCAAAAUUCCCAAACAACACUUGGAGCGAAAAUCACGGCGAAUCUGACAAGGAUAAAAUCAUGUUUGUUCAUUGAAGCCAUGUUGACCAUCAACGAGAAGAAUAAAACGCUAUGACACGACCAAA
Molecule: messenger RNA, 6431 nt
Organism: Tigriopus californicus
Lineage: Eukaryota; Metazoa; Arthropoda; Copepoda; Harpacticoida; Harpacticidae
Product: myosin heavy chain, muscle-like
Exons: 35
Coding region: 127-5964 (1945 amino acids)
Cellular component (GO): myosin complex
Molecular function (GO): ATP binding; actin filament binding; cytoskeletal motor activity
Source: RefSeq, a predicted model, not a curated record